This is a messenger RNA of Schistocerca nitens (vagrant locust), 2862 nucleotides long. Its product is annotated as reversion-inducing cysteine-rich protein with Kazal motifs-like. Lineage: Eukaryota; Metazoa; Arthropoda; Insecta; Orthoptera; Acrididae. The record is from RefSeq and is a predicted model, not a curated record. The transcript has 17 exons. The coding region runs from base 7 to 2862 and encodes 951 amino acids. Gene Ontology annotation, biological process: extracellular matrix organization. Gene Ontology annotation, cellular component: plasma membrane. Gene Ontology annotation, molecular function: metalloendopeptidase inhibitor activity; protein binding.
GACACCAUGUGGACGCCGCCGCUGCCGCUGCCGCUGCCGCUGCCGCUGCUCGCCCUCGUCGCGCUGGCUGCCGCCCCUCUCAGGCUACACGCUCAAGAGUCCGCCUGCUGUUCCUUAGCCACCGGCUCGUGUCGUUCCGUGUGCCAGGAGGUGUCGCUGGUGAGGAUAGCAGCGGAUGCCGAGGAGCGCGCGCGGGCCGUGUCGCGAGUCUCGGCCGUCUGCCCAGACCAGCUGGUUUCCUUCUGGGAAUGCAUGAACAAGACAACUGAAGACAUGGUCCGCGGGGAGGCGUGGUGGGGACGCGAGUGCUGCGGCCUGCCGCAGUCCGCGGGUUGCCAACAGGCGUGCGUCACGGCUGCGGCUCGCCACGACCUGGCCACCAGCUGCCGCCACAGCGACGAGGUCGCCUUCUUCGCCUGCCUCGACCGCCAGCAGGCGGGCGCCGUGUGCUGCGGCGACGCCGCGCCGGAGGCCUGCGCCUCUGCGUGCCGCGACGCCUUCCGGGAGACGGGCGCCGCGGGCGGCGUGUCCGCCGUGGAGCGCGCGUGCGCACAGCAUAGCCCGCGCGUGCUUGCCUGCGCGCGCAACCACACGGCCGCCGCGCCCGUCCUGCAGCCGCACAAGUAUGUGCCGUGCUGUGAAGCGGCGGAGGACGCGGGGUGCCGGGAGGCGUGCCGGCGGCUCCUGAAGACUCGCGCGCCCGCGGAGGACAUCGUGGACGGCCUGCAAGAGGCCGGCUGUGGACCGCCACUGCCACAUGACCGACUGUGGCAGUGCUUCCUGCAGCGUCAGCAGGAGCCAGCGACCGGGGAGGCGGCGGCCGGGGCAGCGCCAGGGCUGGGGGCGGUCGGCGCGGAGGCGGAGGAGGCGGCGUCUUCGCGCAUCGACCGCGCGGGCAUGGACGCCGCCAAGCUGCACUGCUGCUUCAGCGCCCACUGCCUCGAGGACUCCGCCGAGGUGGCGCUGCUCACCUGCGUCCAGGAAGUGGAGGAGCCGUGUGAGCUGGGCUGCGGCGGGCUGUCGUUCUGCGCGCCGGUGUCUCGGCCGCUGCAGCUGUUCCGCAGCUGCGACGCGCGCGCCGACGCGGCGGCCCGCGCCGCCGUCUCGCUGUGGUCCCGUCGCGGCGCCGCGCCGCUGCCGCUCCCCCUGCCUCUACCGCUGCCGCUGCUGGACGUCCGCGCCUGCCGGCCGCACCUGUGGCGCGCCGUCGCCUGCGCGCUGCACCUCGCGCCCUGCCACGCCAACACGCGCUCCCUCACCAUCUGCAGGGAGGACUGCGAGUCGUUGCUGCAGAGCUGCGUGGACUGGCGCCGCGCCGCGCCCGGCCUCUCUCCCGCGGCGGUGUGCGCGCAGCUGUCCGCCGGCGACCGGCCGUGCGCGCCACUAGAGGCGCUGCUGGCGCCAGCGGGUUCCGAGGCGCGGGUCGCGCCACAGGACGCGCUGACAGCGCCGUGCCGCGGCCGCCCCUGCAACCACAGCCGCGCCUGCCUGCCCAACAGGGACUGCGCCGCCGGGCGCCCCUGCCACACGCACCGCUGCCUGCCAGGGUGCCGGCUGGGGGAGGUGUCGCAGUACGUGGUUCCGGGCGACACGCUGGUGGUGGUGCCGCAGAGCACGGGCUGCGCCAGGCUGUGCCGCUGCCCCAGGCACGGCGGCGCCCUGCACCGCUGCGAGCCGCUGCCCUGCGCCCCGCCGCAGCCCUGCUGGAUAGGCACCACGCGCAUAGAGCACAACUCGCAGUUCUACCUGGAGUGCAACCUGUGCGCGUGUUCCUCCGGAGAGCUGACGUGCACGCGGCGACAGUGCGACAGCAGCGCCGCCGCCUACAGCGGCCAGCCGUGCAACUGCCCGCCAGUGUACGCGCCAGUCUGCGCCGCCAGCGGCGUCACCUACGCCAGCGCCUGUCUCGCCAGGUGUGCGGGCGCCGGCGACGGCGAACUGGAGGCUGGCGCGUGCCCGGAGCGUGAUCCCUGCUCGCGACACGCGUGCCCGCGCGGCCAGCACUGCGUGCCGCUGCGCAGGGCGUGCCUGGAAGGAGCGCCGCGGCACGCCUGCCGACAGCACCACUGCGUGGAGAAGGUGGAGUCGUGCAGCAGUCGGCCGCACGACCCCGUCUGCGACACCGAGGGCGAGGAGCACCCCAACCUGUGCUUCCUGCUGCACUACUGGAAGGCGCUCGCCUACCGCGGGCCCUGCCUCAAGAGUUGCUCGCUGUCGGGCGCCGUGUGCGGCGCGGAUGGCGUGACGUACCGGUCCGAGUGCGAGGCGGUGGCCGCGCGGGUCCCACUCGACUACGUGGGCCGCUGCUCCGGCUGCCGGGACCUGAGCAGGUGUCCGCCACUGGCCAGGCAGGGCUGCCAACCGCUGCGGCCGCCCGGCGCCUGCUGCCCUGUCUGCGCCGGAGCCCUCAUCCUCCUCUACAGCCGCAAACAGGUGGAGCUAUCGGUGCAGGCGGUGCGCGGCGACUCGCAGCCGUUGACGGUGCGGGCGGUGGUGGCGGCCCUGGAGCGGCUGGUGGCGGUGUCGGAGUGCGUGGUGCAGGGCUACGCCGGGGUGGGCCCGCAGCUGGUGGUGGUGGUGAGCGCGCGCACGCCGGGCCGCGCGCCGUCGCACCUGCAGCUGGAGGCGUGCGCCGCUGAGGCGCGCAAGCUGUCUGCGCUGGUGCGCGCGCGCAGCCCCAGACUCGCCGCGCAGCUGCCUCUCAGUCUGCUGCUCGCCGCCGAGGACGUGACGGCCGCGCCGGAAACAUCCUCCGCGCCGAAGCCUGCCGGAGCCGGCGCCUGGCUCCUCGCCUUCACUGUCACGGUAUGCCUCUCUAGAGGCUGCACCAGGCUACAUACACAUCAGGCGUCAGUGGAUUAA